This is a messenger RNA of Adineta steineri, 1254 nucleotides long. Lineage: Eukaryota; Metazoa; Rotifera; Eurotatoria; Adinetida; Adinetidae. The record is from the annotation of a GenBank genome assembly.
AUGGACAUCAAUGACACAGUAGAUGUUGAUGAAUCUAUAGUAGUUAAUUUAAAUCCAACACAAUUACAAACAUUAUACGAACAUUUUCGAAAACGAAAAUUAAUUUGGAUAAUAGUUUUGAUUAUUUUAAUUAUUGCAAUUAUAGCUAUUCCAACAAUUAUUGUUACAAUGAAUACAGAAAAACGAGAAAAAACAUCAACAGUACAGAAAACAACAGUAGAGAUAAAAACAACAACAGCGGCAAGAUAUAUAACAACGGAAAGAACAACAGCAACGGCAGGCAAACCGGUACAAAUUACAACAACAGAGAAAACAGCAACCGAACAAUCUCUUCUUUCUGUUAUCAUUGAUAACAAUAUGAAAUGGAAACAAAGUGCAAUUACUGUUGCUGGAGGAAAUGAACACGGAGAUCAAAUAAAUCAAUUAUAUCUGCCUCAGGGUAUUCAUGUUGAUGAGGAUAGUGGAGAUAUUUAUAUUGCUGAUAGUAUGAACGAUCGUAUUGUUCGAUGGAAAUUUGGUGCAGAUACUGGUGAAAUUGUUGCAGAUGGAAAAGAAUUUGGGCCUGAAACAGAUCAAUUGCUUUUCCCAACAGAUGUAAUUCUUGAUAAAGAGAAGACAUCUCUCAUCAUUUGUGAUCCGUACAAUAAACGAGUGAUCCGAUGGUUUCUUCAAAAUAGUCAAGAUAUAGAAAUAUUGAUAUCUAAUAUUGUUUGUUAUGGUUUAGCAAUGCAUAGUAAUGGAGAUCUCUAUAUUUCUGAUCAGAUAGAACAUCAAGUCAUACGUUGGCAAGAAGGAGAAACAGAAGGUACAGUUAUAGCAGGUGGGAAUGAACAAGGAAAUCAGUUGAAUCAAUUCAAUAAUCCUAAGUAUAUCUUUGUCGAUGAAGAUCAUUCAGUUUAUGUAGCAGAUAAUAUGAAUAGUCGUGUAAUGAAAUGGAUGAAAAAUGCGACUGAAGGGAUUCUUGUUGCUCAGGGAAAAGCUUUUGACGAAAAUCCCAAUUCAAUAAUGUACCCUAUAGGUGUGAUUGUUGAUCAUAUGGGUAAUAUUUAUGUGUCAAAUGGUGAAAGCGAUCAAAUAAUGCGCUGGUCGCCAGGUGCAAUAGAAGGUGUCCCUGUCGCUGGUGAAAAACAAUUUGGAAGCGGAUCUACGCAACUCAGAAACCCAUAUGAUUUAUCAUUUGAUCGACACGGUAAUCUUUAUGUUGUCGAUAGCUACAACUAUCGAAUACAAAAAUUUGUUAUUGAUCGUGACUAA